AUGUUCUUGUUCUUCUCGCGAGCGGCGUGGGCGUCAUCUGACAGAGCCGGCCGAGCUCGCGACGCGGCUGACAGGAGAAAGCUCUCGGACUUUUUGGCUGCGCUGCUUCAGUAUGUCCCUGAGAAUCCCUUCCAUUUUUGCUGGGACGGCGCGUCUGUCAGUGAGCCGGGUUGCGGCGUCAGUGGCCGCUUUCCUUUCAAGGUCCGAUGUCUUCGCGGGCGCGUGCAGCUUGAAGAUCUCUGGGCAAUGGCGACCACUAUGUCUCAGGACCCCAUGGCUGAAACCGUGGCUAGUUUCUUCCACGGGGAGGGCCGCGAAGUGUUGGUGUGCAGGUGGCUCCAAGUUCUUACUGGCGCUCUGCCGCUGCAGGGGGCCGGGGGCUGGCUUUCCAGGCAGGCUCUCAUCGGCGCCGCCGAGGCGGUGGAACGCGGGCUCUUGUUGGACCGCCCAACCCCGUCGCAGGAUCUCAUUCUGGAGGGCAGCCGCCAUUGCAUUCGCAGCGAGUUGUACCGUUAUUCCGCGGUUGCGCCUUCCGCCCGCGUUCCGGGGAUCGGAGCUGGAUCGGCGGUGCGGGGGAACGGAAGCAGGCGGAGGAGGAGGAGGAGGAGCAACCUCGAAGUCGAAACGCUGAUUCGGAGAGCCACGCGGAUUUUCUAG
Prorocentrum cordatum is the source of this 657-nucleotide messenger RNA. The record is from the annotation of a GenBank genome assembly. Lineage: Eukaryota; Dinophyceae; Prorocentrales; Prorocentraceae.